Molecule: messenger RNA, 2058 nt
Organism: Vidua macroura (Pin-tailed whydah)
Lineage: Eukaryota; Metazoa; Chordata; Aves; Passeriformes; Viduidae
Gene: CORO2A
Product: coronin 2A
Exons: 12
Coding region: 63-1637 (524 amino acids)
Biological process (GO): actin filament organization
Molecular function (GO): actin filament binding
Source: RefSeq, a predicted model, not a curated record
CAGGGGUUGUCUUCAAUGUCCAGUGUCCUUUUUAGGUGGCUGUUCCUCAACUCUCAUUUUGAAUGUCGUGGCACCCACAGUACCGCAGAUCCAAGUUCCGCCACGUGUUUGGCAAAGCCGCCAGCAAGGAAAAGUGCUAUGACUGUGUGCCCAUCACCCUCAACGUCCAUGACAACCACUUCUGCGCUGUGAACCCCAGCUUCAUCGCGGUGGUGACUGAGUGUGUGGGUGGUGGUGCCUUCCUUGUCAUUCCCAUCAAGCAGACAGGCAGGCUUGACCCACAUUAUCCCAAAGUAUGUGGGCACAAAGGAAAUGUUCUGGACAUCAAGUGGAAUCCAUUCAAUGACUUUGUAAUAGCUUCAUGUUCAGAAGAUGCCACAGUUAAAAUCUGGGACAUCCCAAAUCAGUUGCUAAAAAGAAACAUUACCAUUCCGAAGAAAGAACUUUUUGGGCAUACUCGAAGAGUCAGUCUGAUUGAAUGGCAUCCCACAGCUGAUAACAUCCUCUUCAGCUCUGGCUAUGACUACAAGAUAAUGAUCUGGAACCUUGAUGCCACGGACACUGUUCUUUCAAAGCCAGUGAAGAUUAUUGAUGCUCACAAAGAUGUGGUCCUCUCCAUGUCAUUCAACACAGAUGGCAGUCUCCUUGCCACUGCUUGCAGGGACAGAAAGAUAUAUGUGAUAGACCCUUGUGCUGGAACAGUCCUACAGGAAGGAAGCUACAAGUCUCACAGAGUCAAUAAAGUCGUAUUCCUUGGAAACAUGAAAAUGCUGUUUUCUACUGGAAUGUCUCAGUGGAAUAAUAGACAAAUUGCAUUAUGGGAUCAAAAUGACCUUUCUGUGCCUUUACUGGAGGAGGAUCUGGAUGGCUCCUCGGGACUACUGUUUCCCAUCUAUGACUCUGACACAUGCAUGAUUUAUGUGGUGGGAAAGGGUGAUGGAAACAUACGGUACUAUGAGAUAAGUCCUGAGAAACCAUACCUGCACUACCUGAUGGAAUAUCAUUCUCACUUACCACAGAAGGGAGUUGGAAUGAUGCCAAAGAGAGGUCUUGAUGUGGCAGCUUGUGAAAUUUUCCGUUUCUACAGACUGAUUUCAACUAAAAACCUGAUUGAGCCCAUUUCCAUGAUUGUGCCUCGACAGUCGGAAUCAUACCAGGCAGAUAUCUACCCCCUGACUGCAGCAGCCCAACCAGCACUGACAGCAGAAGAAUGGCUCACCGGGAUUAACAGAGGGCCUCUCUUGAUAUCCUUGAGAUCAGGCUCUGAAGCUGUGAAGUCCCUACCACAGUUUCUUGAGCCAGAGCCCUUCAUGGAAGCUACUAACCUGAGCCAGCAACCAGGAGCGCAAGGAAGGAUGUCACUGGAGGACAAGCAGAAGCCAAGAGAGAUUGAACGUAGCAGAAAAAGGCUGAAAGUGGAGGAGAGUCUGCCAGAAGAUGAGCAAAUAUGCCUCUCCAAUGCCUUUGACAUAUCUGAGUGUCCACCACCAAAAACUGAAAAUGAGCUUUUACAGAUGUAUUUCCGGCAACAGGAAGAAAUCCGUCGACUAUGUGGAUUGGUAAUCCAGAGAGGUAUCCGAAUUAAACAGCUGGAGCAGGAGCUCAGAAACCCCUGCAUGGACACAGGCAACUACUGAGGUUGCUGGCCUACAGCUCUUUGUACCCCUGGACACAGGGGGAGACUCCAGUUCCUGCAGAUAACUCCUCCUAGGUUUUUUACUGGGGGUAAAAUUGAUAUUUCAGGCAGCAUGGACUUCCCUGGCUUGUGAUGGUCACAUUUCCCUAAUCAUCACUAGACAGUUUUUAAUAGUCUUGCUGUGCGUCUUCAGGCUCCCCUUGCUUACCUGCUCACCAAUGUCAGAAGCUUGUGUAUUAAUGCUAGUGAGAGACUUUGGAAAACCUUGCUCUUCUGGUCCUGGAGAAGCUACAUGUUAAGCUCUAGGAAUGACCUGUUUUGCUGGCCCUCCACAUGACAGGAAAAUGAGAGACUGAAGGCUUCUUUUCUUGCCCUGGGGACCAGCAAUGUGGCUCCUGUGGCUGCUGUCCCCUUGCCCAGGG